AUGUCGAGAGUUCCGAGAUUGACGAGGCUAGAGAACCGCGACGGGAUUGCUCCGGCGAAGGAGUUGCAGCUCAGGUUCAGAGAUAUCGCGAGGGUCGGGAUACGGCCUAUCUCGUCAGAGAUAUCGCGAGGAUACUCGGACGCAUCAGAGGAAUCUGAAAUUGAAAGCAUGGAUGUCAAUGGCUUUCAAGUUCUUCCUUCACAGGUAGAAUCUGUAAGACUUAUCUUUAAAAGACAUCCAGACAUUGCAGUAGAGUUCCGUGCAAAGAACCAACAUCUGAGAAACGCAUGCAUGGAUUUCCUGCUCAGCUUAAUUGAAACGAUGUGCCAAUCACUCGAGGAUCUCUCCAAUGAAGAUCUUGUGGAAGCAGACAUUGCACUUACGUACUUGAAAGACGCUGGUUUUAAGGUGGAUUGGUUGGAGAAAAAGCUGGAUAUAGUUAAAGACAAGAAGGAGAAAGAGCAGUCCAGUUUGGCUCGGCUUCAGGAAAUGGAGGAUAGUUUACUGAAACUGAAGCAACAUUGUUCAGAUCUGGAUGCCCUAGUGGAGAAGGAACAUGAAGAGUUGUCGGACACAAGAACUCCUAUGUCAUUCGAUGAUGUUGUUUGA
This is a messenger RNA of Brassica oleracea var. oleracea, 609 nucleotides long. RefSeq names its product MATH domain and coiled-coil domain-containing protein At3g58430-like. The transcript is spliced from 3 exons. NCBI's taxonomy places the organism in Eukaryota, Viridiplantae, Streptophyta, Magnoliopsida, Brassicales, Brassicaceae. The record is from RefSeq and is a predicted model, not a curated record. The coding region runs from base 1 to 609 and encodes 202 amino acids.